This is a messenger RNA of Polypterus senegalus (gray bichir), 3384 nucleotides long. RefSeq names its product myosin light chain kinase 3 (gene mylk3). The transcript is spliced from 13 exons. NCBI's taxonomy places the organism in Eukaryota, Metazoa, Chordata, Cladistia, Polypteriformes, Polypteridae. The record is from RefSeq and is a predicted model, not a curated record. Gene Ontology annotation, biological process: intracellular signal transduction; protein phosphorylation; positive regulation of apoptotic process. Gene Ontology annotation, cellular component: nucleus; cytoplasm. Gene Ontology annotation, molecular function: protein serine/threonine kinase activity; ATP binding. Bases 206 to 2806 code for a protein of 866 amino acids.
GGCAGAUAGCAUAUCAAAGCUGAGGUGUUUAUUUAAGAGAGCUGUCACACUGCUGGCACAAAAGGAGAUCCUAUAUCGGGGGUUCAGUACCAUGGAGGACUUCUGAAAAAAGAAUAUUAAUAAGAAAAGCAGAAGAAGGCAAAACACGACUAUGUUGGGAUCACUUUGGAUUUCAGACAGUAAUUAAUUAAAUAGCACAGACAAAAUGAGCAAGCAGGGAUCACUAGCAGCUUGUAUUGCAAAAAUGUAUGAAGGGGGCACCUUGGACAGUACAGCUAGCUCUGGACAUGGAACUCCUGCUAAAAAAGUUAGUCUUAAUCCAACAAAUAGUAUGAGUGCUAUGGACAGAAAGUUGAGUCUUUUAGACUCCAAAGUAGAAAAGUUAGUCAACAACCAGGGAGAAGUGCUCAUGAAGCUGGAUAUUGUAUACCAAGGCAUUGGCAAUUUGGAAAAAGGGCUUGGUAAGCUGAAACAAGUGGAUGAACCUGUUUCUUCUACAGAGAAGAAAUCAGAACAGAUACAAUUCAGUGAGAUAAAAGCUCUGUGUACAGAAACAGUGAAACUCCUUAAGUCUUUUCAGUUGGAUGCAACCAAACAAAAGGAGAAAAUUGACAAGAUGGAUAACACUAUGUCUGCAGUGGACAAAGUCAUUCGAUUUGUUGGAGAGACAUUUAAAAGCUCAAAAGUAGUGGAAUAUAUCCUUAAAGGCAUGGUCCCUUGGAGAAAAGUUAGCCUUCUUGAUGAGAAAAGAGAGGAACUUGAGGAGCCAAGUGCAAAACUAAAAACUGGAGUUCAUAAUCGAGGAAUUCAAGCUGAGAUCAAAAGGUUUCCUGAAGCUGUAGAGAAGACAUUGCCAGAUGAGAGUAUAUCCAGUGAUGAUAUUGUUCAUUUGCAAUCCCUGAACCAAGUUGAGGAAAAACAAAAAAAUGCCAAUCCGUCAGGAGAAAAAUCUACUAAGUCAAAGAACCUCGACUUCAAAAAGGACACAACAAGCCCCCUUGCCACAGCUGAGCAUGACCAAAAACCUUCCAAAAAAACUAAGGAAGUUACCAUUAAAAGCAGAGAACCCACACGCUCACAGACCUUUGAUAAUGACACAUAUGAUAUCAGUGGUACGUCAUCUAACUAUGAUGCAUCAUCCUGCAACAAAGAAGAGACAAAAAAUGCCAGCCUUUCUGUUACUUCUGUGCAUUCUGAGCCUCUUUUCUCAGAAACAAAUCACCAGUCUAAGCAAGCAACAAUAUCCUCCCUAGAAAGUUCUUCUGAUACAGGGAGGAAAACCUCUAGUGUUUUGGAUGAAGAUCACACAACAGAAACACUUCCUGUAACCCAGUCAAAUCAAGUGAACCUGAAAGCUUCAAAAAUGUAUACCGAAAGCAUGAAGGCGAUAUUGGAAAAGCAGACAGAGUGCCGCACAUCCUUGAAACCUGAAGGGACAUCCUCAAAACGCAAAGAUUCCUCAAUCAAGAAGGAAUCCUCAACUCCUUUAACAAAGUCCAGCUGCUUAUCAAAACCAAAAAAUGAACAGAAACCUCUUGUGCAAGACUCCAAAAUGAGUGGAAUGCAAAAGAAAGAUGGUAACUUAUUAAAGCAGUUCAGUUUGGAGAAAAGCAUAAAUGAACCUCACAAAGAACAAGGUAAUCAAAUGAAGGAUUCUGACCCAGGAGGUCAUGAAAAAGAAGCAGGAGAAAAUUCUGAUGCAGUCCGGAACUGUGAAGAACAGCCUAAAGCGGAGCUAUCAGAGGCUAAGAGUUGUACAGAAACAACCCAAAAGGCGUCAUUAAUUGUCAUUGAUGACAGCCCUCCAUUGCCAGCCCCUUUUGAGCACAGAAUUGUAAAUGCAAAACAGAUGGCAGUUACAACAUGCUACUCUGUAAGCCAGUAUGAAGUAUUAGGAGGGGGACGCUUUGGACAGGUUCACAAGUGUGCAGAACUUUCAUCUGGUUUGGUACUAGCAGCCAAGAUCAUAAAAGUUAAAUGCUCAAAGGACAGGGAAGAAGUAAAGAAUGAAAUUGGAGUAAUGAAUCAACUCAACCAUGUCAAUCUGAUCCAACUCUAUGAUGCCUAUGAAUCUAAGAACAGUCUUACUUUAAUUAUGGAAUAUGUAGAUGGUGGUGAGCUCUUUGACAGAAUCAUUGAUGAAAAUUAUCAUCUGACAGAGCUGGAUGCCAUUGUGUUUGCGAGACAAAUCUGUGAAGGAGUUCAAUACUUGCAUCAGCAGUAUAUUCUUCAUUUAGACCUCAAGCCAGAAAACAUACUGUGUGUAAAUAAUACAGGAAACCAAAUAAAAAUUAUUGACUUUGGAUUAGCAAGAAGGUACAAGCCUCGUGAAAAGUUAAAAGUGAACUUUGGCACACCUGAGUUUCUUGCACCAGAAGUAGUGAACUAUGACUUUGUUUCAUUUGCAACUGAUAUGUGGAGUGUGGGUGUCAUAACAUAUAUGCUACUAAGUGGCUUGUCACCUUUCCUCGGAGACAAUGACACUGAAACUAUGAACAGUAUCUUGCAUGGCAAUUGGGAUUUUGAUGCAGAAGCAUUUGAAAACAUCUCAGCAGAAGCCAAAGAUUUCAUAUCCAGAUUGCUAGUGCCAGAAAAAAGUAAUCGAAUGAGUGCUGCUGGAUGCCUGAAGCAUGACUGGCUGAAUAACUUAGCAGACAAGGCGAAGAGAUGCCAAGUUCGUUUAAAGUCCCAGUUACUCCUGCAGAGCUACUUGGCACACAGACAGUGGAAGAAACACUUCUAUGCAGUUGCUGCAGCAAAUCGAUUAAGAAAGUUUCAUCAGCGUAGGACUAUGAAUCUGGUGUAGGUUUGGAGGUUAAACAUCUGCACUUACGUCUCCAUCUUAUUUUCCUGAUGUUAUGUGUCAAUCACUUGUCUGCAGAAUACUUUUGAAAGACACUGAAAAUGAUGGUAAUUAAAUUGUACAUUUGUAUUCUUCUGUCAACAAAUAUUUAUUGUAAACAGUUAAGUGGUCUUAGUUUUUUAUGGAUGCAGCACUAUUGUUCUGUUAUAAGUUAGUUUCGUAUCGGUUUUCAGUAUAGUGCAGUACAUAUAAAUUUGUGGGAUUAAAACCAUUGUCACGUUAAAAGAAGUAAAUCUUCUGUAUAUUAUCUUCUUGUAACAGAGAAUAAGAGUGAUAAACAGAUUUUGAAAGGAGGGGAAGGCUAAAUGAUUUUAUCUUCACUGCAUGGACUCAGAGAUUUUAGUAAAUGUAAAAAGAACACUAUCUUCACUAUUAAAAUAUAGUCUAUGUGUACUUCAUGUGGUAUACUAACUCAUGCAGGGAGUGAUGUAUUUAUAUUUUUGAAGGCUUGUAGCUUGCACAUGGCGAUUAAAGUUAUGUGCUGAUCUUUUUGAUUGAAUAAAAAUAUCCAAAACCUGUAA